This is a messenger RNA of Perca flavescens (yellow perch), 1173 nucleotides long. RefSeq lists its product as uncharacterized. The transcript has 2 exons. The record is from RefSeq and is a predicted model, not a curated record. Lineage: Eukaryota; Metazoa; Chordata; Actinopteri; Perciformes; Percidae. Bases 50 to 910 code for a protein of 286 amino acids.
CCAGAGACAUCAAACUGCGAACCAUCGCCCCCGUUACCAACUGGAUCUGAUGCAAGCAGCGAGUGCAGAUCCAAGGGUGUCAGAGCCCACUCCAGAAGGCCUCAAGAGAAGCCACCUAAACAUUGGGGUUCUUGAGGAGUUUGCCCAAAAUAUGGCCGAGAACAUAAUCCAGUCAUUUAUAAGCCAAAUGGAAAUGGUGGCGCCUGAGGUGGACUGCCGGGCGUCCAGAUUUUAUCAGAACCAGGAGACGUUAGCUGAAGAGUUAGCCUCAGCAGUGGUUGACGUUGCUCUGAGGGAAGUGUGUGGAGGUCACAACGUCGAGGAUCACGACGGUUCCCAGAGUACAAAAUCAGCUUUUAUAAAUGAAUCUGACAGCGAAAGAUCCACAGAUAUGGAUCCAGGCAAAGAAAUCCAGACAUCCAAAGACACCCAGCCCUGUUACCCACCGCUGUCCCAGUCAGGGCUCCCCGUCAUGGGAUCCCUUGACUACCCCGACGCCCCUCCAACCACGCCUCUCCUCCCUGAGCUUGAGAGGAGCAGACACAGUUUCGCAAGGAAGCUAAAAGGAGGCUUGGCGAAGGUUUUCCUGCCUUCACCUCCUCCGCCAACCCCAAAGGACAAAGAGGACGACAUGGACGGAGCUGUCAACGACUCCCAGGUGGAGUUAAUGGAGCAUCUGAUGCACUCGCUGUCCACAGAUGAUAUGGCAAGAGACUCUUUUGAAGUAGGACCUCACCAUGGAGCCAAGCUGGAGGCUUUUGCGGAGGCUCUUUCAUGUGACAUUAUUGGCUGGGUCUUGAGUGAUAAAAACAGAGAGCCGAUAGCUGAUAGCGAUCUUCACCUACUCGCCCACCAACUGGCUGAAACCAUCAUCUCCUCCUCCCUUGAUGAAGCUAAAAUGCUUGUCUAGUAUUGGUAUCUUAAUGUGGUUAAUGGGAUCAUAUUUGUGAUUGCUGGCAUGUAGACAGACACACACACACACACACACACACACACACACACACACACACGCACGCACACACGCACACAGAUAUCCACCCACAUGUUACCUCCAGGCUGACUGCCACUGCAUUUUUGUUAUGGUUUACUGCAAUAAUAUUGUUCCAUAAUGGUCUGAAGUAGAUUUUCUUGACAGUGUAUUGCUCAAUAAAGUUCAGUUCAAGCUCAUCCAGA